UUAACGGCCCCGCCCCCUUGGCCCGCUAACUGGACAACUGAGCAUGGUGAUUGACAGGUGUGCCCCUCCCAAUCCAGCCACAGAAUGGCAAUGCCUCCCAGCCCCCUGGCCAUGGAAUAUGUCAAUGACUUUGACUUGAUGAAGUUUGAGGUAAAACGGGAACCUUCUGAGGGGCGACCUGGCACCCUCACAGCCUCACUGGGCUCCACACCUUACAGCUCAGUGCCUCCUUCACCCACCUUCAGUGAGCCAGGCAUGGUGGGGGCCACUGAGGGCCCCCGGCCAGGCCUGGAAGAGCUGUACUGGCUGGCCACCACGCAGCAGCAGCUGGGGGCUGGGGAAGCACUGGGGCUGAGUCCUGAGGAGGCAGUGGAGCUGCUGCAGGGUCAGAGCCCAGUCCCUGUUGAGGGGCCUAACAGCUACUAUGCAGGGAGCUCAGAGGAGACAGGAGCCCAGCAUGUCCAGCUGGCCGAGCGCUUUUCCGACGCGGCGCUGGUGUCGAUGUCUGUGCGGGAGUUAAACCGGCAGCUGCGGGGCUGCGGGCGCGACGAGGCGCUGCGGCUGAAGCAGAGGCGCCGCACGCUGAAGAACCGUGGGUACGCGCAGGCCUGUCGCUCCAAGCGGUUGCANCGGGCCGAGGUGGCCCGCCUGGCCAGGGAGCGCGACCUCUACAAGGCUCGUUGUGACCGGCUGUCCUCCAGCGGCCCUGGGUCCGGGGACCACCUCCACUUCUUUCCCUGAGCCACUUAGGGCCGAGGAGUAGUGGAAUAGGUUGGGUUGGGGAUCACUAUACAGGAGGCAGCUGUUCUAUUCACGAGGUGGUUAUUGAGCGCCUAGUGCCAGACACUCCUUUGUAUGACCACAGCAAUAUCCCCAAAUUAACUGGAUCCUCAAGGCAUGCUCUGAGGUUAGAUGAUGGUCAUUUUCUGGGAGAGGGUUCCCCUCCCCUCAAGCAGGCCAUGCACAAAAACUCUCUCCUUUUUGUCCAAAUCCACACGACCAGGAUACUGAUAUCUGCAGGAGCCAGUGCCAGGCACUGUGUGUGUG
Miniopterus natalensis is the source of this 1047-nucleotide messenger RNA. It is a transcript of the gene NRL, whose product is annotated as neural retina leucine zipper. Gene Ontology annotation, molecular function: RNA polymerase II cis-regulatory region sequence-specific DNA binding; DNA-binding transcription factor activity, RNA polymerase II-specific. Gene Ontology annotation, cellular component: nucleus. The record is from RefSeq and is a predicted model, not a curated record. Lineage: Eukaryota; Metazoa; Chordata; Mammalia; Chiroptera; Miniopteridae. Gene Ontology annotation, biological process: retinal rod cell development; regulation of transcription by RNA polymerase II.